Messenger RNA from Lolium rigidum, 468 nucleotides. Its product is annotated as mitochondrial import inner membrane translocase subunit Tim9-like. NCBI's taxonomy places the organism in Eukaryota, Viridiplantae, Streptophyta, Magnoliopsida, Poales, Poaceae. The record is from RefSeq and is a predicted model, not a curated record. The transcript has 2 exons. Bases 1 to 339 code for a protein of 112 amino acids.
AUGGACACCACCGGCGCCACAGCAGCCGCCGGCGGCGGCGCCGCCGCCUUCUCCGGCAGCGGCAUCAGCGCCGAGGAAGAGCAGGCCCGCAUGGCCGCCAUGGUCGAGAAGCUCCAGGCCAGAGACGCGCUCCGGAUGUACACCUGGCUGUCGCAGCGGUGCUUCUCCGACUGCGUCUCCACCUUCUACCGCAAGACGCUCGGCAAGGGCGAGGGGGCCUGCGUCCGCGCCUGCGUCCGCAAGUACCUCCUCGUCACCACCGCCUCCGCCGCCCGCUUCGCCCAGCUCGCCGACCCCUACGCCGCCGUCGCCGACGACGAAGACGACGACCAAGACUGAUUCCUGCGGCAACUCUGGAAUUUUUUCUGUGUCUGCUCUUGUUAGAUCUUACUACACUAUGCAGUUGAGAGAGUAGCUUGUGAUACCUGAAGAACCACACUAGCAGUAGCAGGCUAGAAGAAAACCACG